UGUUUGCGAGAUUUCGGAGCGUGCAUGCACGACGGCCUUUGCAACGUUUUGCAGACAACACUAGUAAUUAUGCAAAAGUGUCCUUCUUGUCCCAAGUGCUGUAACUUUUAUUCAACCAAAGAUGCACCGAAAUUCAAUAGAAAUCCAGUAUUACUUCAUUGUGGACACACAUUUUGUGCAUCAUGCCUCAACAAACUAGCCAGAGAAAACAAGACAAGUAUUACAUGUCCUACCUGUCAGGGUCCUUCUCCUUUGAGUGUGGAUGGAAUUAAAAGUCUGUGGCCAGAUGUAUACACAACAGGCAUGAUAGUGUGUAACCAAAAGAUCCUCUUAGAUCAGGAAUUGAGUAAAUUGACACCAGCUGGAAUGAAUACUCAAUACAAAAGAGAUUAUUCUGAUAGAAGAGCGGAGAAGUUAUGUCGUGAAUGCUGUAGAAGAUUAGCUACCUGUAAAUGUGACAGAUGUGAAUUCAUCUUAUGUAAGAUCUGUUUUAAUCAGAUUCAUGGCUCGUCCAAUACUCUCAAACAGCAUCAAGCUAUACCAUUAUCACAGGAAGAAAGUAGUAACACUAUUUGCCAGUUAGAAGUGUCAUCUACAUGUGCCAUACAUGAUGGAAAACUGAUAGAAUAUUAUUGUGAAGAUGACCACACACCUGUUUGUUCACGAUGUGUUAUCACGGGAGAACAUAAAAACCAUUCUAUAUUGUCUAUGGAGGAAAAGAAUAAAGUGGUCUUCUCAGAAAUGGAACCAGCUAUGCAGACUGCUAAUAGAGUUAUUAAAAAGUUGAAAAAGGCAGAGAAGUCUCUAUCAGGGUUAUUACCUGAUAUGAAGGGAGAAACCACAGACGUCAUACAAGAGAUCAAUACCUACUACACAGGUCUACAUGGAGUCUUACAAGCAAGGGAGAAACAGCUCAUACAGCAAGUAUAUGAUGCAUUUAAAGCAGGAGUGGAACCAUUGUAUGACCUGAAACAAGAAAUGCAGGACAAUUUAAAGCAGUUAGAAAAUGCAGUUAAAGCUGGCCAUCGAGUUCUGAGUAACAGUGAUGAGGUGGUAUUAAAUGCCAAAGACAUUCUACAACAACUACAACGGUCGAGAGAAAUUCCCUGUAUAGUGGAACCUAAACAACAAGAAUCUUCUGAAAGAAUAAGAUUUGAAAAAGAUCACAAACUGAUGGAAGAAAUUAUUGGACAUGGUCUCAUCACUGGUACAGUCCCUUCAAAAGCUGCCUGUUUUACUCUGUCAGAUAAGCCUGAAUGUCUUGUGUUUGAUGAUACAGAUAGUACUGGUACUCAGACACCUUCUGAUUCAGUCAGUGUGGUAUCCAGAGUAUCAGAAGAUGUUAUUGUAGAGGGAGAACAAUCUGUAGAUAAUUCUCAAGGAAGUACCAGGAGUAUGACCCCUGACCUUGAUAUUAUUCCAUCAAAGGAGAAGAUCAGAGGGUCAUCAACACCAGUAAUUGUCACUCAUGUUAGAAAUCCAUGUCUAUUUAUGGUACAGAAAUGUUCAGAUCAGAGUACUCUGAAAAAAUUGUCUAGAGCCAUCAAUUCCUAUGCCCGGAGUCCUGUGGCACCUAUACCCAAAAAGCUGGCCAGAGGCGACAUGGUAUUAUCCAAAUUCAAAGAUGAACAGUGGUAUAGAGCCAGAGUAAGGGACGUAACUGAAGGAAACACUAACAAAAACACAUUUGUAGAAGUUCUUUAUAUAGAUUACGGGAAUUCACAGAAAGUCCCAUUGGAUAGAAUAAGAACUAUACAGCCAAAGCAUUCUAAACAACCUGAGUUAUUGAUAGAAUGCUGUCUUCAUGACAUAAGACCAGCUAAUGAGACUGGUGCCUGGUCUGAAGAGUCUAUAUCAACAUUUGUUAAAAUGACAGAAAAUCACACAUUAAAUCUAGUGGUAGUGAGAGAAGUCAACAAUGUCCUACAUGUUGACCUUAGUAAACCACCAAAUGAAGACAUAAAAGAUGACAGACCCAUAUCAGUCAGAGACAGUCUUGUAUUCUUAGAAUUGGCCAAAUUUAUCUCUCCAGAUGCUGGCAAUGUUGUAGGUCAGACUGCUACGAGACGUACAUUUAUUAAACCAGAACCAAAGAGCAGAGGUUGUACAUUUACAGGGUUAGUUACCUGUGCUGGAGAUCCAUCAGCAUUCUAUGUUCAAGAGAUAACAGAAGAUUCCACCUAUUUUGCCCAGCUGAUGGGACAAAUGCAGGACAGAUACAACAGAGAUAUGGGAGAUUUAUGGUUUAUAUAUUGUCCACAGCUUGAUAUGCCAUGUGUUUGUAAAUACUCUGGAGAUGACAUGUGGUAUAGGGCAAAGGUCAUUGGUAUCCCAGGUCAAAAACAAGUGGAUGUCCAGUAUGUAGAUUUUGGAAAUACAGAAAGAGUACCUUAUUGGAGACUUAGAAAACUACUGGACCAUUUCAUUAUGAUGCCUGUACAGGCUUUACCAUGCAGAUUAACAGAUAUCACUCCAGCUAGUACAGACUGGUCAUCAGAGUGUAAUAGUUGGUGGAUAAGGAAAGUGACUAUGAAGGUAUUCUCUGUACAUGUUACAGAUGUAGAGGGACCUGAACUGUAUGUGAUAUUACAAGAUGACUCGGGUACUUGUACCAUUAAUGGUGAAUUGGUUGGAGCAGGACAUGCUUUUAGUACGGGUAAAGGGUCUUCGGCUGUACCUCCUCAGUAUUUACAACCAGUCAUAGACAGCUCAGAUGAAAGUGUGUCUGUGCAAAGUGAAUCAUUAUUAUCAAGGUCAACAGGAUCUUACGUUACACCUAUCAGUUCUCCACGGAAGCUGGAAACAUCACCACUCAGACAACAACAAUCACCUGCCAGACGGGAUAUGGGUCUGUCACCUAAACAACUACAGUCUAGAAUAUCACCUGGGAGACCUCAGCCAUCCAGACAGCAACAAUCACCUGCCAGACUUGAUAUUGGUCUGUCACCUAAACAACCACAGUUAAGAUUAUCACCUGGGAGAGAUGUGGCAUCAAGCUCUCCAGUGAAAACAUUGUCUCCUCAGAAAGAAAAGUCAGAUUCUCCAGAAAAGUAUCAUAAAAGUACAAGUAGUUCUGGUGAGGAUUCAUCAAAAUCAUCUUUGCGACUUGAUGUGGAAAAAGCCAAGCAGCACACCCCUAUCCCCUCUCCUGGUAAAGCUAGUGACACAUCUGAUCCUGAAUCACCAGCUGUGGAGCUAGAAGUUAUCAUCAGUCAAUUCACAUCACCCACAGAUUUUUAUGUACAACUGGCUACUGCAGGAGAAAAUGGUCUCAAUAGUUUAAUGGAAGAUGUAGGAAAUGAGUAUCGUCUGAGUGAGGAUCAGUGGGUAACAUGGGAGGUUGGAAACUUUUGUGCAGCGAGGCAUCCUGAAGAUAAAAGAUGGUACAGAGCUAAAAUACUGAGUAUGCCUCAUAAAAGUAUAGCAGAGGUGUUUAUGGUUGAUUAUGGUUACAUUUCUCAAGUUGGUGUAUCAGAGAUCAGACCAUUACAGAAACCAUUCUUAAAACAGAUGUGCUUCGCCUUUUCUUGUCAUUUGGCAGAUAUUGUGUCAGCUGGAGACAUGAAAAAAUGGUCCAAAACAGCUUGUGAAUUCAUGGCAGAAGAAGUCAAAAAUAUGAAAAUGUAUAUCCAGAAAAAGGGGAAUACACAGAAUGAUUCAUUACCUAUUGAUCUUUUGAUGGAGGAAGACAUUGCAGAGACAGCAUUAGAACCUUCCAGGAAACAUUACUACAGCCUCACAGACAAACUGAUAGAGAAAGGACUAGCUAUUCCUAUCAACAGAAGGAAAAAGAAAAUUUUAGUCGAUACAGAAGCUGCUAAAGUAAAGAAAAUCCAGCCUGUAUGUUACUGGAAGCCAGCAGUAAAGCCAAUGAGUUCCUCCAUAUUGGGCAUGCCAGCUUAUGUUGAUUUUGAAGGAAUCAUUUGGGUACAGGAGCUGAAGGAAAAUGAAGAUACACUAUGCAUUAUGGUUAACAGACUGCAAGAGAAGUUUAUGGAUUCUGAACCACAAGCUAGAGAUGAGAUCAGGUGGCAGGAAGGACAAGCCUGCAUUGCCAUGUUUCAUCUAGAAGAAAAGUGGCAUAGAGCUAAAAUAUUGAAAGUGGAGCCACAUAGAAUACAGGUUGAGUUUGUAGACUUUGGUAAUGUUGAGUAUAUAAGAUAUGACAACAUUAGAGCUGAUGUUUUAGAAUUUAUAGAGAUACCUAUACAAUGUAUGGCCUGUAUGUUACAUAAUGUUAUACCUGUAACAACAACAGGUAAAUGGCCUGUACCAACUCUAGAUAAGAUGCACACAAUGGUGGUUAACAAACCGUGUGUCAUAGAUAUACAGAGCAGAGAAGUUGACCGUCCAUUAGAAGUUAAUAUAACCCUGCCAGACAAGAAAGAUCUCAGUACAAUACUCUACAAAAAAGGCUUAUGUUACAGGAAAAAUGAUGUCACUUAUACAGUAGAAACCAGCAAUAAGAUUGGCAGAAUUUUGUCAUCUAAAAAGUUGGCCUAUCCUAAAGUGAAGUUGGCACCUAAGAAUGAAUAUUUUAAUGUGUGUAUCACUAAUGUAGAAGCUCCUGAUGUGAUAUAUUUCCAACACUGUAAACAAGAGGAGAACAAUGAUGAGAGGACUGACGAAAUUAACGAACAACUGACGAGACUACAACUAUUAUCUGUAGAACUGAAUGGAGUGGCUCAUAAGUUUAACACUUUACCUAUACCAAAACCAGGCUUGCCAUGUUUAGGACAGUACACAAUGGAUAACAGCUGGUAUAGGGGACUUAUAAUUCAAGUUGAUGCUGAGAUCCAUCAAGCCAGAGUUCUAUAUGUUGACUAUGGAAACUCAGAGAUUCUAAAAUUUGACAGACUAAGAGCUUUACCUAUUCAUUUCCUUGAUCUGCCAGCACAAGGUGUGAGAAUGAAAUUGAAUGAGGUCAGGCUACCACCAGGUCAGAAAUACUGGACUGAAGAUAUCCUCAAAGCCAUGGUGGCUGAAGUAGAAAACAGACCUUUUAUGGCAUGUUUGAAGACACAUAACCCAGUGACUGGUGAUUUAUUGAAGAUAUCUGAAGCUCCAGGAGAACCACUAGAGUUGGCUUACCAGUCAUUAAUAAACAAGGGGUUGUUACAGGCACCAGAAGAUAACCAGUUAUUUGAUGAGGCUCUAAUUGGUCAGAUAGAAGAUGAAGUAAUAGUUGAGAGAGAAGAAGUUGUUGAUUUAGAUACCUCAACAAGUACGACCAAGGGAGAUAACUCUUUCUUGAAUGAAGAUCUGACUGUUCCAGAAGAAAGAAUAAGAACAAAAUCAUGGAGUGACCAAUUUGAUGAUGAAGACUCACUUGAUUGAAGUGUAAUCAUAUUAGAAAUUAACUAUUGUGGAUAUUUUCAUCAAUGAAAAUUUAGUGGAAGAGUUUUCAACACAAGAUAGUUAUUCUCAGCCUUAUCAGCUGGUACUAGAAGAUAAGACUUUAUUUCACCAAUGCAUAAUCAUCUAUGCUAGAGAAUACAUCAACUGACAGUGAAGGUCUUAGCUGAUUGUGUAUGUACUUUAUUGAAAGUGAUAAAGAGAGCCAUAUUUUAUGAUGUGCAAUAUCAUUGUAUUAUAUCAUUAAAACAGCUUUAAUGGUUACCUUUUUAGAUUCCAAACAUUCAGAAAUGAUCAUAUAACAUUUUCUAUGUUCUUAUUUACUUUGAAAAAUGUAAAAUUUAAGCUCUUUUAAAGUCAGAGGAAAAGAUUGUACUUGACUAAAACAAAUUAUUCAGUAGUCUGUAAACUGUUUGUUCUUUGUAAUGUUAACAUUCUUUGUCUAAUUUAAGGUUUUUGAUCAAAUUUUUGUUGACAAUUUCAUUUUAUGUUGUGUUUUAGGCUAAACUGAAAAUACAAGUUUUAAUAAACUUAUAUUACUAGAUUAGUAAAAUAUGAAGUUUGAUCAUUAUAUUAAAGAUUAAUUAUCAUUUCAGUUGCAAUAUUAAUUAGUUUAAGCAAUUUUUUUUUAUUUUUGAAAACCUUUCUGACUUAUUGAUCAGGACGUAGCCUUGAUUGGUUGUAAUAGAUUUUAAACACAAAUGUUGAAAAAAACUUAUUGGCAUUAAUCCAACAAUGCUGAAGGCCUACUUUUUUAUUAACUGAAUAUGAAUAGUGCUUAAUUAGGAAAGGGAAAGAAUGACUUACUUUAGAACCAAUAGUGGGAUUAAAAUUUCAUGUUUUUUGUCUCUAAAUUUUGAUUUCAUGGAGAUUAAUUUUCAUGGUUAACAGUAUGUGAACAUUUCUGUGGGGUUUUUAUUUUGUGGAUCAUGUCUGUCCAAGAAAUAAAUUAAAUAUAAACUUGAAAGAGUCAACUAUUAUAGUUAAGUAGAGAUCCAAUCAAAAGUAAGGACAGUGCAUAAACAUCGUGAAACCAGUUAGAAAUAUAUGUUUUCUUAAUAUAAAUUUAAAAUAUAGUGUCAAUUAUAAUCUAAUUCACAAGCAUGUUGUAGGUGUGCUUGAUUUGUCAGUUUCAUUUUAAUCAAAACAGUACAAUACCUUUUUUACAAUAGCAUGGUGAGAGGAACAUCUCAAAGAUUUGACCCGACUAAGUUUAUUUUUACAUCUUAUAUAGCCCCCCAAUACACAUCAAAAUCAAAGAUAAUCUUAUCCUUAUUAUUAUUAAUAAGGAUAUGAAAAGUUUUUUUUAACCGAUUAAUUCAUAAUGUUAUAAUAUAGAAUUAUACAUGUAAACAAUCUACUAAUAAAUAAACAGAGGUAAUUGAUUGAAGUGAAAUUGACAAAUCAAACGCGCCUACCACCUGAACACAUAUUUUUGAACUAACUUAUAUUCUGUUCCUACUUUUGAUUAGUUCCCUGCUGAGCUAUUGACUCCGCCCAAAAGGAGGUAAUGCCUUAGCUAAUAAUGAUUUCAUGGUUCAACUAGAAAGCAAGCUAACCAAAGAUACUACCUUUACUUACACACUCAAGUCAAUGUGCUGUAAGGAUUUUAUUUAUAUAAUUGCUCAUUUGUUUAAUGUAUAUAAUGAUAACACUCGAGGAAUACCUCAUUAUUAAGAUUUACAUUUAUAAGAUUAUUUCUAUUCUUUGCUCUUACUACACAAAAAGCAUAAUAUUAUAUCCCAUAUAUCCAGUAUGAUAAUUUCUGCUAAACACUAGUCCAUCAUGAAUGCCUGUAAAUGCUACAUGUUUAUUUUGAGACAGAUAUAUGCAUCCUGAAUUAGUUAAUGUGCAUUAAACUUCUGAAUAUUACAAAUCUCAUCUAGCAAGGUUAGAUAAAGAAUUACAUGACAAGACUCUUUCAGAUAAUAAUCUCUUAACAAAGUAUUUUUGUGUCACUUGACUGCAAAGUUGUAGCAACACAUAGGGAUCACUUCUGUUGUUGUGGAUCUUGUCAAACUUUGUACAACUUCCUUGAAACAGCUCUACAGAAUUCAACAAAAUUUGGUCAAACUCUUCUAUGAGACAUACAGUUCAAUGUUCUUUGAUUUUGUAUGAAUGCAUUUGAUAUGAAGCAGUAAUUUUAUAAAAGAAAUGAUUUGGCUUUAUUUUUCCUAUGCCCAUCUGAAUAAUGCAUGUAUUACAGUACUAUGCUGUGUUGUCACGAGAUAUGUUGUAUGUUAAAUCCAGUUUUACACAACUGAUUUAAUUUUGAUGUAGUCUUCAGAGUAAGGGCAGUAAUGUCUCCUUUUAGAUGUGUUUCAGAAUUAUUGAAAUUUCUUUCUUAAAAUAAUAAAAGCUAUUGUUUAAAAUCUUUAAUUUAAAAGAAGUAUUAUUUUGGUGGGUUCUGAUGUUUCAGGCAUUCACAAAUCACUGUUUAUGGCAAUGGAGAGAUGUAAAAUUAGCCAUUGAACCUUCAUCAUGGUAUAAUAUGUUUUUGAUUUUUUUUAAGAUCAGGGGAAAUAAAAAAACUGUUUUUCAAAUUGUUAGAAAAUAUUGAAUUAUUUGUUGAAAUGUAUAUUUACAUUACAUUUGAAUUAUCUUGUUUAUCUAGAUUGGAUCUGAGCGAUAUAAUUAUGAUAUAUAUUUUGUUUUUUAUCAUUAUUUUUUCAGUGUGUUAGAGGGAAGACUCAUUUUCAUGUCAUCUGUUUCAUUUUUAUUUUUAAUGAUUUCAGAAAAUAAAAAUUUUCAAAUAUUU
Mytilus californianus (California mussel) is the source of this 8113-nucleotide messenger RNA. Its product is annotated as RING finger protein 17-like. The transcript is spliced from 41 exons. Bases 25 to 5337 code for a protein of 1770 amino acids. The record is from RefSeq and is a predicted model, not a curated record. NCBI's taxonomy places the organism in Eukaryota, Metazoa, Mollusca, Bivalvia, Mytilida, Mytilidae. Gene Ontology annotation, molecular function: ubiquitin protein ligase activity; zinc ion binding.